AUGAUGGAGACUAAGAACUCGAUCUUGAAUGCGUUACUCCAACAGGCCAUUUUUAAUAGUCAAGGUGUUGGUGCCAACGUUCCCGUGAACUUAAGCAUGUCGUUAAACGACGAAAGAAGUGAAGUUACCAGCUCGUCAUCGUCGGCCGACGAUGAAUCGCCCGCUGAUUUGUCUAGUCGCAGUCAUCACCAACGUGAAGAUUCGCCGAUUCCGCCAUCGUAUCAACAUCAUCCUGACUCAUCACAGCUAAUGCAUGCUAUGGCGGCUGCUUUCUCCUUCCAGCGGGAUCUGAUGGCGCAACAAAACAAGUCUGACCAUCUUAAUCAAUCAGAUGCAACAAGUCCGGCCUCACCUGCUGAUCCUUCUCACCUGGUUGCCAAAGCCUUGGCCUCGGCCACCACGAGAAGGCCGAGGAGUGAGAAGAAACCUAUUCCCGAUGAUUUGAAGGAUGGCAAAUAUUUUGAACGCCGACGUCGGAAUAAUCUUGCAGCUAAGAGAUCUCGAGACAUGCGGAAAAACCGUGAGGAUCAAGUUACAGUUCGCGCCAAUUUCCUUGAGAAGGAGAAUUCGGUCUUGAGAGCUCAAGUGGCCACUUUGAGAGACGAAGCAUUCGCCUUGAAGCAAAUGUUAUUGCACAAGAACGCUUCCGCCAUUCUCCGUAGUCAAGCUGCCACCAGUUGAGCUUACGUUGUGGGGAGAACAAACAAGAACUUUGUCCACGUUAUUGUUUUUACCUUUAUAUUUACCAAUGCUAAUCCCUCCUGUUUAACUGAUUUCUCUUUCGGUUUCAAUCCAUCACGUCUUUUAUUUAUCAUUUCUUUUUUAGACGUGCUCGUCUGCUAUCAACCGACUAAGCUUCACAGUGCCAAAAAUAAACGAAAUAGAAAUCA
Molecule: messenger RNA, 890 nt
Organism: Daphnia pulex (common water flea)
Lineage: Eukaryota; Metazoa; Arthropoda; Branchiopoda; Diplostraca; Daphniidae
Product: transcription factor VBP-like
Exons: 3
Coding region: 1-681 (226 amino acids)
Biological process (GO): regulation of transcription by RNA polymerase II
Cellular component (GO): nucleus
Molecular function (GO): RNA polymerase II cis-regulatory region sequence-specific DNA binding; DNA-binding transcription factor activity, RNA polymerase II-specific
Source: RefSeq, a predicted model, not a curated record